This is a messenger RNA of Gryllus bimaculatus (two-spotted cricket), 402 nucleotides long. NCBI's taxonomy places the organism in Eukaryota, Metazoa, Arthropoda, Insecta, Orthoptera, Gryllidae. The record is from the annotation of a GenBank genome assembly.
AUGGACUACGGCUACCAGGACUACGACUACGAGGACUCGUACAGCAGCGGACAGCGAAUCAGCAAACCCGUGCCCAUCUGGUUGUGCGUCUUCCUGGUCGUCACGUAUAUUUUUUGCGGGGCCUACUUGUUUCACCAGUGGGAAGGUUGGCAUUUCCUGGAUGCGGCCUACUUCUGCUUCAUCACACUCACCACCAUCGGCUUCGGGGAUUUCGUGCCCGCGCAGCACGUGAGGAACGAUGACGGCAAAGUGAGCAUAGCUCUCUGUUCGCUGUAUUUGCUCUUUGGAAUUGCACUUCUGGCGAUGAGUUUCAACCUGGUGCAGGAGGAGGUUAUCGGCAACGUGAAGUCGGUGGCCAAACGAUUGGGAAUUCUGAAGGAUGAUGAAGACGAAGAAGACUAA